AUGAAGCUUGGUGGAAUCGUGGCAUUCGCCUUGCUGUACACCAUCAGCGCCCAACGCGAAGCACCGCCACCGCGACCGCUCAAGGAAGUUCGAGAGGAAAGAGAAGAGGCCCAGCAGGGGCUGGUGGCGUGCAGGUUGGCAGGCAAGACGCUGGAGGAAUGCCGCCAGGGCUUCGGCAACUCCACCGGUGGCACCCCCCCGGACAAGGUCAAGGAGCGUUUCGAGCUUGAGAAAGGUGCCCCCAAGGCGCUCCUGGGGACACUGGAAAACUGCACCAGGGACAUCGCGGCCUCGAAUGGCAGCUUCGACGAGUGCAAGGAUCAGAUCAAGAGCCUGGUGCAGACACUCAAAAAUGAAACGCUGUCAGACGCGGAGGUGGAGCGGGAGAUCAGGAAGAUUGCCGGGGAGAAGGCAAAGCACAUUGUCAGCACCUGCUCGGCUGCUGCCACAACCGAUGCCGCGAAGGAGGCAUGCUUGUCCAGCGCGGAAGCCAUGCAAGCCCUGGCCACGCUGACGGGUCGGACCCUCGAGUCUAUCCCCGAGGAGGAGCUCCGGCGCUUGUUCCGAGAAGGAGCUGCGGAGCAGGUGUCAGAGGAAGUCCGCUUGUGCAUGGAUGCGGCGGGCUCUGACACUGAGAAGAGAGCAUGCUUCUCCUCGGAUGACAUCCGAGAUGCCAUCGGCGAAUCCAUGGGCAAGGGCCGAGGCGAGGUCAAGGAUUCCGAGGUCAGGGAGUACCUGGAGGAAGGUGUGAAGGAAGAGAUCUGGACCAUGCUCGAGGCUUGCCCAGAGGACUCCAAGGAGCAGUGCAUGAGCGCAGCCAAAGACAUGCUUGCCGCGGUCACCGGUCGGGAGUCUUCUGCCAUUACCGACGACAUGAUCCGCAAGCUUCUGCACGACGAGAUGGCCAGCGAGCUCGGCGAGAGGAUGAGGUCCUGUAUGGACCAGGCCGUGGACAACACCGCCAAGGAAGCUUGCCGGACCACGCUUGCCGCUGAAGCCCUCGGCGUGGCGCGCGGAACACAGGGCGGCGGAGCACCUUCCCGCACUGACGUGGAGGAGGCCCUGAAAGAAGCUGGCCGUGACAAGGCCAAGGAGGUCAGCAAGGACUGCCAGGGCAGCCGGGAGGAGUGCAUGGAGCGCAUUCGGGACGAGGCUGCGAAGUCAAUGGGCCGCAGCAAGGAGGACCUGUCGGACAUGGAGGUGGAGAGGCUGAACAUGGACGGUGCUCGGGAUGCAGCCAAAGAGGCCGCCCGUGCCUGUGCUGAAGCCCGGAAGGAGUCCAACACAGCCACCUGCGCCGACCCUACAGAGGUCUAUGCAAGCAAUCGCCGGAUGCCCAUCGACGAUGAUGUGGACAGGAAGCGCAUCAAGCAAGACCUUGUGAAGGAGUCCGAGAAAGAUGCCAUGAGAACGUGCAUGGAGGAAUCCGACAAGACAGGCUUCGACCGCUGCAUGGGUGAGCUGGCAGAGCCGGAUGAGGUUGCAGGUGAGCUCUUCCGUGGCCUGUCGGAUGAGAGGAAGCAGAACAAGGAGAAGCGAGCCAAAGAAGAUGCAGCCGUGGAGGUCGUCGGUGAGCGAUUCCAGCUCUGCAUGGAAGCAGCCACCACCGAGGGCCAGAAGAAGGACUGCCAGGAUGCGAUGCGCGCUGGUGCAGGCAUGGCUGGCUUGAAAGACGAUGUGGAGGAUGUCGUGAAGAAGUUCCAGCGCAACACCGUGGGCAUGGCAGCUCGUGCUUGCAAUGAGACACAGAGGCCGAUGUGCAUCGAGCAAGCAAAGGAGGAGCUCAAGAAAAGUGGCCUCAAGGAAAGGGCCUUCGGAGUGGUCCGCCAGCUGGCAGAGAUGAAGGCGGCAGCUGAAAGUUGGGCCGCUUGCCAGGAAGACAGUGCCGAAGUGAAUGCGACGUGCGACUCCAUCGCCCAGGCAGAGCUGGAAGAGAUCAGCGGCUCGAUGUCCAUCUGGACCGAGGAAGUGGCCGCGAAGGUCAAGGCCCUCGGUGAGGCCAUGCUCGAGGGCCGGGAGAUUGUCCUGCGCAAACUUCACGCCAUCCUCCUGGAGACCUUGACGGAUGCCCUGAAUUGCUCUGACGCAGUGCUAGACAAGCUCGCCGAAAAAGCCCAGCAGACCUCGGAUGGCUUCAUGCCGAAUGCAACAAUGGGGCCUCGCAAUGUGUCCAACAAGGAGUGCAGGAUCGUCUGGGGACUGGCCCGCUACUACUGCAAGGUGCACACAAAGGACCUGAAUGAGACUGAGACAGAGGACUUGUCCGACAGCCUCGGCACAGACCUCGGAACCACUGAUAUUUCGGGGGUUCGCCGCCUUGGGCGACGUCUCGCGGUCAUCACGGACUCUUAUGCAGGGCAGGAGGAAGAAGAGACUACCAGCACAGCAGGUGAUGGUACUUCAGUUACCACCACUACUACCACUACUACCACCACUACCAGUGCUGGCAUGGGAUCCACAUCUACCUCCCACGGCUUGGUGACCAGUACCUAUUCCAUUUCAAGCAUUCUACUUACUGUUUGGCUUUUGUUUUAG
Symbiodinium sp. CCMP2592 is the source of this 2535-nucleotide messenger RNA. The record is from the annotation of a GenBank genome assembly. Lineage: Eukaryota; Dinophyceae; Suessiales; Symbiodiniaceae.